GCGGGGUCAGCUAGAGCUCUGGCUGUGCGUGGCUUCCGCUGUCCCCCGCAUCCCUCGGGUUCUUGCUCUGUGCGUGUAUCGGGUACCCGCCAACACCAUGCUCCUCCGCCUGCUCCUGCUGCUUGCGCCGUGCGGGGCGGGCUUCGCUACCGAGGUGGUCAGCAUCAGCUUGCGGGGAAACUGGAAGAUCCACAGCGGGAACGGUUCGCUGCAGCUGCCCGCGGCGGUUCCCGGUUGUGUGCACAGCGCCUUGUUCCACCAGAGGAUCAUCAAGGAUCCUUACUACAGAUUUAAUAACCUUGACUACAGAUGGAUCGCCUUGGAUAACUGGACCUAUACCAAGAAAUUUAAACUCCGCUUUGAUAUGAGCAAAUGGAGUAAAGUAAAUUUGGUUUUUGAGGGUAUCGAUACAGUUGCAGUAGUCCUGCUCAACAGCGUUCCUAUUGGCAAAACAGACAACAUGUUCAGAAGAUACAGCUUUGAUAUUACACAUGUGGUCCAAGCAGUGAACAUCAUUGAGGUGCGUUUCCAGUCACCAGUGAUAUAUGCGGACCAGAGGAGUAAACUUCACACUGCCUACUGGGUGCCCCCCAGCUGCCCUCCGCCUGUGCAGGAUGGCGAAUGUCAUGUCAACUUUAUUCGCAAGAUGCAGUGUUCCUUUGGUUGGGACUGGGGACCUUCUUUUCCUACCCAGGGCAUCUGGAAAGAUGUUAGAAUUGAAGCCUAUAAUAUUUGUCAUCUGAACUACUUCACGUUUACCCCCAUCUAUGAUAACUAUAUGAAGACAUGGAAUCUUAAAAUAGAGUCUUCUUUUGAUGUUGUCAGUUCAAAGCUGGUUUCUGGUGAAGCGAUUGUAGCCAUCCCUGAAUUAAACAUACAGCAGACAAACAACAUUGAACUUCAGCAUGGGGAAAGGACUGUUAAGCUCUUUGUGAAAAUCGACAAGGCUGUUAUUGUAGAAACUUGGUGGCCUCACGGACAUGGAAACCAGACUGGCUACAACAUGACAGUUCUUUUUGAGCUGGAUGGAGGCUUACGUUUUGAAAAAUCAGCUAAGGUUUAUUUUAGGACAGUGGAACUUGUAGAAGAGCCCAUACAAGAUUCUCCUGGUCUGAGUUUCUACUUCAAAAUUAAUGGCCUUCCCAUAUUUCUGAAAGGCUCGAAUUGGAUCCCUGCAGAUUUAUUCCAGGAUAGAGUAACCUCUGCCUUGUUACGGCUCCUUUUGCAGUCUGUUGUGGAUGCUAACAUGAAUGCUCUCCGGGUUUGGGGAGGAGGAAUUUAUGAGCAGGAUGAAUUCUACAAACUCUGUGAUGAACUAGGAAUAAUGAUAUGGCAGGAUUUUAUGUUUGCCUGUGCACUUUACCCAACCGAUGAGGAUUUCAUGGAUUCUGUGAGAGAAGAAGUCACUCAACAGGUCCGGAGAUUGAAAUCUCAUCCCUCCAUCAUCACAUGGAGUGGAAAUAAUGAAAAUGAAGCAGCACUAAUGAUGGGUUGGUAUGAUACACAGCCCAACUACUCGCAUAUCUACAUCAAUGACUAUGUGACGCUGUACGUGAAAAACAUCCGAACGAUCGUCUUAGAAGGAGACCAGACUCGUCCUUUUAUCACAUCCAGUCCUACAAAUGGGGCCAAAACCACUGCAGAAGGUUGGCUUUCUCCAAACCCCUAUGACCUGAAUUAUGGGGACGUACAUUUUUAUGAUUAUAUGAGUGACUGCUGGGAUUGGAGAACUUUCCCCAAAGCUCGAUUUGUAUCUGAGUAUGGAUAUCAGUCCUGGCCUUCCUUCAGUACAUUAGAAAAGGUUUCCUCUGAAGAGGACUGGUCUUACGAAAGCAGGUUUGCACUUCAUCGGCAACAUUUGAUUGACGGUAACAAUAAAAUGCUUAAGCAGAUCGAACUUCACUUCAAGCUCCCACACAGUGCAGAUCAACUACGCAGGUUCAAAGACACUCUUUAUCUUACUCAGGUGAUGCAGGCCCAGUGUGUCAAAACAGAAACUGAAUUCUACCGUCGCAGUCGCAAUGAGAUAGUGAGUGGAAAAGGGCACACCAUGGGGGCGCUUUAUUGGCAGCUGAAUGACAUCUGGCAGGCUCCUUCCUGGUCCUCUCUGGAGUAUGGAGGAAAGUGGAAAAUGCUUCAUUACUUUGCUCGGCAUUUCUUCGCCCCACUGUUAGCGGUGGGAUUUGAGGAUAAAGAUGUGCUUUUCAUCUAUGGUGUGUCAGAUCUUCACUCAGACCAUCAGACGAUGCUCACUGUGAGAGUCCACACUUGGAGUUCGCUGGAGCUCGUAUGCUCUGAGUCGACUAAGCCUUUUGUGAUAAAAGCUGGGGAGUCUGUUCUCCUGUAUAUUAAGCCAGUGCCUGAGUUGUUAAAAGGAUGUCCCAGAUGUACACGACAAAGCUGUGUGGUUUCCUUUUACCUGUCAACUGACGGGGAACUCUUGAGCCCAGUCAACUAUCACUUCCUGUCCUCGCUGAAGAAUGCCAAGGGACUCCUCAAGGCAAAUAUCACUGCCACCAUCUCGCAGCAAGGGGACACAUUUGUUUUUGAUCUGAAAACCUCAGCUGUCGCUCCCUUUGUUUGGUUGGAUGUAGGAAGCAUCCCAGGGAGAUUCAGUGACAAUGGUUUCCUCAUGACUGAGAAGACACGGACUGUAUUCUUUUACCCUUGGAAACCCACCAGCCAGAGUGAAUUGGAGCAAUCUUUUCAUGUGACUUCACUGGCUGAUACUUACUGACGGAUCCAGGUUGUAUUUUCGAGAGCUGAAGGCAACUAGAAACAAGUUGAAGAAGCCAGGAAAUGCAUCUGCUUGCUGUCAGAUGUCUAAUUAGCCACUUGGUUCUCCCAGGGAAGGCUGUGUAUAUUCAGGGGAUGUCCUCAGCAAAGCUGUGCCUGGGUGCUGUUCAGUCCGCACCAGGGCUGUGUCUUUAGCUCUUCCUUUCACACCACAUGAAUCAGUUCUAACCCAGCUGUCUCUGCUAACCCCACAGGGAGGUCCUGUCCGCAUGCAGUCCUUUAAGAGAAUCAGAGGUACACUCCCAGGUAGCCCUUUAAGGGAAUCACGGUGAUAACCAUUGUGGUAUCUGUGGAAUCAAAUGUGGAAGGUUGUGAGGGCACGUAGGCCCCUCUGGUUCGCUUUGAGAAAUACCAAACGAUUGAAAUGAAACUGCUUUGUCAUUAUUUCCAGAGGAAAUAGAGAUUCAGAUGUUGCAAUAGAAAGAGCUGUCUGGGUGGUAGCCAUAUUGGUUAUUGAUGCUGGAAAGUUUGGUGGGAUGGAUUGUUGCCAUUCGAUUACUUUUUGAGUAGGAAUCUUUUUUCAUUUGUGAGGUGUUUUUUUUUUAAUAUUUGUUUUAACAGUAAUAAUUUAUUUUUCCAAAGGCAAUUAGUGAUUCGUCUUUGGGGAAAAAAAGCUCACAUUGAAAUGGACAUCACCUUCAUCACGUUGGAAACUUUUGGGUGUCCCGACAUAAGUGGUCACCUGUAUUAUGUAUGGGCUUCAGAUUUGGUUAAGUCCAGUGAACUUUCCAAUUCAAGGCUAUGGUUUGAUUUGCAUGUGAUGAACCUGGCAGCAAAGUGGUAUUGCUUUUAACUUGAGAUUGAGCCAUUUUAAAAAACACUGAUUAAUUAUAAUUGCUAUGAAAUCAUUGUGUUCUGCAUCAUCCUGUUUAUAAAAUUACAUUGAUACUGAAGCAAGGGGCAAAAUGUUAAUAAGUAGUCAAUUUGAGUAAAGGUGUAUAGGAAUUUUUUUGUUCUGCUUUUGCAACUUUUCUGUAAGUUUGAAAUAUAUAAAAAAUUUAAGGUUAUAUAAAUUGCAUUGACAAUUUGG
Odocoileus virginianus texanus is the source of this 3826-nucleotide messenger RNA. RefSeq names its product mannosidase beta (gene MANBA). Lineage: Eukaryota; Metazoa; Chordata; Mammalia; Artiodactyla; Cervidae. The record is from RefSeq and is a predicted model, not a curated record. Gene Ontology annotation, biological process: carbohydrate metabolic process; glycoprotein catabolic process. Gene Ontology annotation, molecular function: beta-mannosidase activity.